Molecule: messenger RNA, 5809 nt
Organism: Cryptomeria japonica (Japanese cedar)
Lineage: Eukaryota; Viridiplantae; Streptophyta; Pinopsida; Cupressales; Cupressaceae
Product: pentatricopeptide repeat-containing protein At3g03580
Exons: 1
Coding region: 223-2265 (680 amino acids)
Biological process (GO): RNA modification
Cellular component (GO): intracellular membrane-bounded organelle
Molecular function (GO): protein binding; RNA binding
Source: RefSeq, a predicted model, not a curated record
GAAUUGUUUUGGAGCUCUUCACAGUUCAAAUAAAUACAGAGCCAAACUUCAAUCUCCAUUGGAAGGCUGGAGGGUAGGGAUGGACAUGAUUGAAGAUUCAUUGUGUAAUACAUACUCGAAUAAGACGUAAACAACCAAUGCUGGAAGGUUAAAAACGUAACACAAUUCUGGAGGUGAAAUUUCUGUAAUGAAAACGACACAUUACAGAGAGCAAUAACAGCAAUGACAAUGAGAUUGCCACAACCCCAGAAGAAGAAAAUGUUUACAUUGUACUUACUACUUAAUGACCAUCAUAGGAAUGUUACUGGAAAUGCAGUUAAAACAAAAUACUAUGACACACACGAUGAAUUUCAUCGGAAAUUUGAUACACUCUGUAAGCAGGGCUUAUUGAAAGAGGCUCUGGAAAUAUUGCAUGUUAUGGACUACCGUGUAAACACUUACUUGUAUCAAUCAAUUUUACAUGGUUGCAUCGAGAAAGGCGCCUUGCCAGAGGGAAAAGUAGUCCAUGCACACAUGAAUAUGAGAGGUUUUAUGUCAGAUAAUUUUUUGGUCAACACCCUUAUAGACAUGUAUGCUAAAUGUGGCAGUUUGAAAGACUCACGCAAAUUGUUUGACGAAAUGCCUAAACGAACCCUCUUCUCGUGGACUAUGAUGAUUGCAGCUUGUAGAAGACAUGGAUUUUUCAAGGAAGCGUUAAGAUUAUUUGACCAAAUGCAAUCAGCAGGGACUGAACCUGAUGGCUUCGUGUUUGCGACUGCUUUGCAGGCUUGCGGGAAAAUAUUAGGACAGGAAAAAGGGAAAAUAAUGCAUCGGCAGAUUAUUGAGAGAGGAUUGGACUCUGAUAUUGUUAUAGGGAAUGCUCUUAUUGAUAUGUAUGAGAAAUGUGGGAGUCUAGAGAAUGCACGUUAUUUGUUUGACAAGAUGGAGAAAAGAAAUGCCGUCUCCUGGACAACCAUGAUUGGAGGAUAUGUGCGGAUUGGGCAAUUUGAUGAGGCCCUGGAACUCUUUAGGAACAUGAGGUUGCUGUGUAUUAAUCCGGAUGCAAUGACAUUGGCGAGCAUUCUCGCAGCUUGUGAGAGUCUAGAACAGGGAAAAGAAAUCCAUGAAGAGAUCAUUCGAAACGGGUUUCAGUCUAAUGUCUUUGUUGGGAGUUCUCUUGUAGAUAUGUAUGCAAAAUGUGGAAGGAUAAAGCGUGCACGCCACGUGUUUGAUAAAAUGCCUAAAAGAAACACUGUCUCCUGGACAGUUAUGAUUUCAGGAUGUGUGCGGAAUGGUUAUGCUAACGAAGCCCUUAGGCUUUUUCAUAGAAUGCAACUUGAAGGCAUAACACCAGACUCCAAAACCUUUGCCUCUGUGCUCCCUGCAUGUGCCAAUUUGUCAGAUAUGCAACUGGGUACGAAUAUACAUGAACAAAUAAUUCGAAGUGGAGUUCAGGGUAAUUUGGCUGUGAGUAGUGCCCUUGUAGACAUGUAUGCAAAAUGUGGGAACGUGGCUAAGGCACGGGAUUUAUUUGACAAAAUGUCUUGCAGAGAUGUAGCGUCAUGGAAUACAAUUGUUGCAGCGUACUCCAGGAAUGGGCCAUUUGAGGAAGCAUUGACACUGUUUUGCCAAAUGUAUCAAGCAGACAUUCAGCCCACAGGAUUCAGCUUUGCUUGUGUUCUUCCAGCAUGUACAAAAUUGACAUCUGUAGAAAAAGGCAUGGAGAUACAUGAGAAGAUAAUUACAAGUGGAUUUCACUCCAAUAGCUUUGUGGAAAAUGCUCUUGUUGAUAUGUAUGCAAAAUGUGGAAGAAUAGAUCAUGCACAGAAGUUAUUUGGGAGAAUGCAUGAACAUAACUUGAUCUCAUGGAACACAAUGAUAGGAGGAUAUGCCAUGCGUGGACAUGGCAAUGAGGCCCUGAAACUAUUUGAACAAAUGAAGAAAUCUGGUGUCAACCCGGACCAUGCCACAUUUAAUUUUAUAUUGUUUGUAUGCUCCAAUGCAGGCCUGGUGGAAGCGGGAAGGCAGUAUUUUGAUUGCAUGAUUCAACAUAAUCAUAUUACACCUACCAUGGAGCAUUACUGCUAUAUGGUUGACCUUCUCGUUCAUGCUGGACACCCUGAUGAGGCAGAAGACCUAAUUAAAAAAAAUGCAGUAGAACCUGAUGCCAAGCUGUGGCAUUGUUUGCUUGGAGUCUGUAGAAUAAAUGAUAACAUAGAUUUAGAAGAACAUGUUGCAGAACAUCUUUUAGACUUGGAUUCCAAGGAUGCCGCAUCUCAUGUUUAGAUAUCAAGCAUCUAUGCUGAAGUUUCCUGGUGAAUUGACUCUGAAGAAAUAAGAAAAAUGAUGAAUGAUAGGGAGGUUGAAAGGUUUCUAUGUGAUGAAUGCAGUUGGAUCGGGGAGGAAAAACAGAGUGGAUAGUUCCCUGAUGCAAGACAGGAAACUCCCUGAAACAUACAAAAUUUAUUAAGGAUUAGUAAGAUAACCUAAGCUGUUAAUGGUUUACGGGUUUAUAUCUAACACAUCUGUUUUGAGCGAUGUUGAGGGUAAGGAGGUAUUUCCUGUCGUCAUAGCUAUAAGUUGGCAACUGCAUUUGGUCUUUCUCGAGAAGCGACAUGGAACAAAAUUUUGUGAUAGUUCAAACCUCUCUGUAUACGUUGACUAUUGAGUUUGUCACCAGAAAUAUAAGGGAUUGCCUAUUGCUGCCAUCAUUGCAAGGAUGAACAGUGUUUAUGGAAAUAUUAUUGAUGAUACAAGUGAAGCAAGCAAUAAGCAUAUGCGUGUUCUACCAUCAUGAUAAAGUCACUCAGGCUGUUAGCCUAGUGCUCGACAUGAUUUUCUGCUCCUCUUUUAUUCGAGUAAAGAGAAAUAUCUUAAUCCAAGAUCAAACACCAUAACUUUUAAACGAGGUACAUGUUGUAGAAGAGAUGUGGAUGGUUGUGCAGGCAACAAGUUCAAUUCAAUUGUAAAUCCAUUGUUUCACCUGCAUGUUCUAAACUAAGACGAACCAGAAAGUUGAAACUUGAUCAGCGAUCCACAGAGAUUGUCAUGGAAGUUUGGUGUGGCUACUAUUCCAGAUUUUUUCUGGUGUGUUGAACAUGAGGGAACAAUUAUUUUAGGUGGACUAGCGCCAAAGCCUUAAUUGUCACACUAGUUUCCAUAUGAAGCCUGCAGAGUCACAUUAUGAUGAUGAUCACACACUAAUCAUUUCCUCUUAGUGAUUACAUUAAAUGUGUGUGGUUUUCCGUUGCUGCUCCCUUAAAUCCUUGCACAUACAAGAAUGCUUUUUAGUUAUCGUUUAUUCUGCAUAAGGAAGAAUUUCCUCUAUCAGUGGCUUUAAAGGUUGAUCUUUGCAAGCCCAACACUCAGAAUCUAAAAACGAAUUGGUAAUGCAAACUAGAAAAAUCAUAAGAAAGAAUUACAACUGCUUGGAUGAGUGAGAUAGCUUUGUCUAGUCAAUGGAACAUUAUGACCUCCAUUUCCCUCUUGAAACAAAAUUAAUGGCAUUUUCUUCAAGGAAGUCGGAAUGUAAAAUUUCUUAACCCAUUGAGGAAUUUAUAUUAUAUUUUCUGCAAAGCUAUGGUGACUCACUGCCUCAAAUAGUGCAUGAUACUGAAGUGAGUACUGAACUAUGAUUGUGGCAUGAACUUUCCAAAACACAAACUGACGAUCUGUUAACUCAAUCAAUUUUCACUAUAUUUGAUAAUUCAAGUGAUUGCUUCAAAUUUUCAUGAUCUUUGACUUUAUUGUGGUGUCCUUGUUACCCACCAUGUAUCUGUUCAUUAUCUGCAAUUUUGUUGAGAAUGUGAAGUCGAACAGUCACAUGGCCUUUCGCCUUCUCCCAUCUCUUCAUUUGCUAGCAGUAUAUUUGUAUAAAUGGAUGAGUACAGACCAUGUAUUAUACAACUGAUAAUACAAGAUAUUUCCCCAUUUUCCCAUGGAUGUAGCCUUUAAUGGUGAGCCACGUAAUUUCCUGUGUUAUAUGUUUGUCUCUAUUUUCAUUUUGCUGUUUUGUGUGUGUUUAUCAGUUUUAUUUGCUCGUUGUAAUUCAACAAUUGGUAUCAGAGCUUGGUUAAAGCGAAGGAGCAAUUGUGAAGUUUUUGAGCAAAUAUGGAAGAGAGUCAUGCUGAAGUGGGAGUUCUUCAUCUUACUUCAGAUUCGCCUUUGUGUGAGAUUUUGGCUGCUUGAAAGAGGUUGUUGGAUCAAUUAGAUGAUGAAGUUGAUUAUGUUGGUCAGGAAUUUCUUAGCACUUUGGAAACUGAGGAGUAUUCGCUUGGUUCUUUAGCAAAGGAGGUUAUUGUUGUCCAAAAUGUUGGACAGUGUAAGUCAGACGACUUUGAGAAGAUUGCAGCUGAAUUAGGCGAAAAGAUGGACAGCUCCCCUGAUGCCAAUGUACUUAACUCCAUCCAGGAAUUAAUAGACAAUGACGAGUUGUCUAACGGCAAUUAUCUUAAGGAACACGUGGAGAUGACGUGGCUAGAGCUGGAGAGAGCCCACUAUAGUACAAAUAGUUUUGGGCAUCAGUACUGCCAUCUUUGUUAUUUGUUGAUUGAGGGUAAAAAGGAGGUUGAAAGCCGCGGGAAGAAUCCCAGAUUGGUUGUGGACGGGUAGGUGAAAAGUCGCGAGGAGUGGGAGGCCUACGAUGUGAGCCUCUACAAUGGCGACCUAGAUUUCAUGCCCCUCUACAACAAGGGCAGCAGAUUUUUUGUCAGAGGCCAUGGGGAUGAAGAUUUGAUAGAUUCAGUGGGGGACAAAACACCAAACGCUGCAGUUCGAACCUAUGCAGAUGUUAUGUGUGAGGAGGCCAUGAAGAGGGAGAAAGAGGAAACGUUGAGGUUGAUUGCGAAGAAGUAUCAGAAGGGGAAGAAGAUCGGUGCCACUCAGCAAGAUGUGUCACAGGCAUCUCAGAAGAGGAGGAAUAGUUGGGAUCAGGCUCAGGAACAAGAGAAUGUCAUCAAAAAGGCAAAGAUUUCUUCAGAUUGGGAUGCCACACUGACACCAAGGAGGGCAAAUGUUGAUGCCACGCAUGCAAUUAAUAGGCAUAAUAGAUGGGACGAAACACCCACUCUUGGGAGGCUUGCUGAUGUGGGUGCAACUUCUAUUGGAGACAUCACACCUGGUGCUAUCCUGCAGGAUUGACUUGGGAUGCAACUUCGGAGAAUGGAGCUCUUGAGCUAGAUGAUAAGACUAUCCAGAUGGAGACUGAUGCUAAGGUGAAAAUGGUCAAAAAGAAGAGGACCAAGAAAACAGAAUUGCCUCUUGUAGAAAUAAUAUUUGCUGGGCUGGCACGGGCAGAAUUGCAAAAAGAUGUAGAGAAAUAAUUUGAAAUGGCCUUACAGGACAAAAUUAUGAAGAGACCAAGGAAAAGAAAAAUGCAGUGGAAACGUAUGUUUAUGAUAUGCAUAACAAGCUCCAUGAAAAAUAUUAGCAGUUUCGAAAUUCAGGGGCAUAGUGAUUUGGGGAUCAUAUAUGAUCCAUCAACUAGUAUUUAUGGCAUGGACUUCUAUGUGGACCUAGAGCGUCUUGGUUAUAGUUUGAGUAAGGGGGAAAUUGUUUUGCGAUAUAAAGAAUUUUUGACUCCACAAUCACUUGGAGAAGACUCAUCCGAAGUGUUCUUGAAAAUAAUUUGGUGAAGUUAAAAUCUUCUCUAAGCCUAGUUACAAUGGGACAUUGAAAGUAUAAACGCAGGUAAUGUGACUGUUCAUGGCUCUAUGAGUUGGACUUCAAGUGGGAGGUUGUUGAGAAUGUGAAGUCCAACAUUCACACGACCUUUUGUAUAAAUGGAUGAGUACAAAUCAUGUAUCAUAUAACCUGAUAAUACAAGAUAUUU